This is a messenger RNA of Herpailurus yagouaroundi (jaguarundi), 2712 nucleotides long. RefSeq names its product CTD small phosphatase 1 (gene CTDSP1). NCBI's taxonomy places the organism in Eukaryota, Metazoa, Chordata, Mammalia, Carnivora, Felidae. The transcript has 7 exons. The record is from RefSeq and is a predicted model, not a curated record. Bases 356 to 1141 code for a protein of 261 amino acids. Gene Ontology annotation, molecular function: RNA polymerase II CTD heptapeptide repeat phosphatase activity.
CCGGGCCCGCCUCCCAGCCAGCAGAGCCGCGCCGGCCCCAGCGGUGAUGAAAGCGGCGGCCGAGUCCAGGUCACGCCGAAGCCGUUGCCCUUUUAAGGGGGAGCCUUGAAACAGCGCCCGGGUUCCAUGUUUGCAUCCGCCUCGCGGGGAGGAAACUCCAUGUUGUAACAAAGUUUCCUCCGCGCCCCCUCCCUCCCCCUCCCCCUUAGAACCUGGCUCCCCUCCCCUCCGAAGCUCGCGGGGAUCCCUCCCUCCCACCCCUCCCCUCCCCCCCGCGCCCCGAUUCCGGCCCGAGCCGGGGGGGAGGCCGGGCGCCCGGGCCAGAGUCCGGCCGGAGCGGAGCGCGCCCGGCCCCAUGGACAGCUCGGCCGUCAUUACUCAGAUCACCAAGGAGGAGGCGCGGGGCCCGCUACGGGGCAAAGGUGACCAGAAGUCAGCAGCUUCUCAGAAGCCCCGGAGCCGGGGCAUCCUCCACUCGCUCUUCUGCUGCGUCUGCCGGGACGAUGGGGACGCCCUGCCCGCCCACAGUGGGGCGCCCCUGCUGGUGGAGGAGAACGGCGCUGUCCCCAAGCAGACCCCAGUCCAGUACCUGCUCCCAGAGGCCAAGGCCCAGGACGUGGACAAGAUCUGUGUGGUCAUCGACCUGGAUGAGACCCUGGUGCACAGCUCCUUCAAGCCAGUGAACAACGCCGACUUCAUCAUCCCUGUGGAGAUUGAUGGGGUGGUCCACCAGGUCUACGUGCUGAAGCGGCCCCAUGUGGAUGAGUUCCUGCAGCGAAUGGGCGAGCUCUUUGAGUGUGUGCUGUUCACCGCCAGCCUUGCCAAGUAUGCAGACCCAGUAGCUGAUCUACUGGACAAGUGGGGGGCCUUCCGGGCGCGGCUGUUUCGUGAGUCCUGCGUCUUCCACCGGGGCAAUUACGUGAAGGACCUGAGCCGGCUGGGCCGAGACCUGCGGCGGGUGCUCAUCCUAGACAACUCGCCCGCCUCCUACGUCUUCCAUCCAGACAAUGCCGUACCAGUGGCUUCCUGGUUUGACAACAUGAGUGACACAGAGCUCCACGACCUCCUGCCCUUCUUCGAGCAGCUCAGCCGCGUGGAUGACGUGUACUCAGUGCUCAGGCAGCCAAGGCCCGGCAGCUAGUGAGGCGCCCCGGGGGCCAGGACCUGCCCCUGACCGGUGCCCACGCCCCUCACACGUGGACUGUUCCUUAAGAAAACCCAGCGGCCACUGCCGCCACCUCAGCGUCAUGGGGAAGUGGGCCCUCCCCACCUGCCUGGCCAGGCUGUGAAAGGGGCAGCGGGCUGCACCAAGGGCAAUGAGCCCCUGGGUCCCUGUGUCAGUGCCUUAGAACCUCCUCCUUCUUCUUGGGGGACCUGUGGGACCCUGCGUGCAGCUCCCCCUUUUUCUCUCUCUCUGCUGCCAUGUUUCUCUGCUGCCAAAUCGGGCCCCUUGGCUCUUUCUGGUUCUGCUUGGGGGAGGGGCAGGGUUCUUGCUGCCCCAUGCCUUGGGCCCCCAGCCUGGGAACAGUGGACACCAAGUGCCUUGCAUAGAGCCCUUUUCCCUGCCCUGUUUUCCCAGGGCCACGAUCAGGUCAGCUCUUGCCCGGAACAGUCUCCAGAUUGCUGUAGUCUAGCCUGGCAGGGGAGGAACCAGUCUCCGCACCUCCUCCCUUGGGACUGACACAGACCCCCACCAAUCUCUGCCUAGGAGGGCAGGGAGGGAAGAUCUGUUACCACUUGUGAAGGGAGCAGGGUGCGUCCUACGGGACCCUGGAGUCCAGCUUCUCUAGGCUCAGCAGCAGCUGAAGGCUGCUCUCCACGCCAAGACCUGACCCCUCACAUCUGCCUUGACCACCCCAAGGCCCUGGGGCUUGGCUCCCCCAGCUCCUAGUGUGGGGGCAUAGGCAAGACCCCUUUGUGGUGCCAUAUAAAUAUGUAUAUGUGUAUAUAGUUUUAGGGGAAGGGGAGAGGGAAGGGCUGGGGUAGAGAUACCCCUCCUUCACCCCUUUCCUGGACCCAUAAACUGGGGGGAGGGAGGGAAAGGAUUUUUACAUUUUUUAAACUGCUAUUUUCUGAAUGAAACAGGCUGGGCCAAGAAGUCCCAAGCCCUGUCUUCUGUCCCUCACACCCUCUUUGCUCCAAUUAUUCAUUCAAAACACAUUAUUAGCACCUUCUCUGUGCCCAGCUCUGUGCUAGGCCCACCAGCUGAGUGUGUGGGGUCCCUGCACCUAAUCAGUGCCUCCCCACCCACUCCAUACUUCACCGGUGCCUUUAGGGGAGCUGUAGGAGGUGGGACCCUUCUUGUGGGGUUUGGGGGUCUCCAGGAAGCCUGGCCAAGCUGUCUCCCCUCCCCAGUGCCAACCCAUCCCCUGUCGAUCCCAGCCUCACCCCCUGCUGGCUGGGGGCAGCUCCCAGGACAUCCUGAUUUCCAGCUCUGACUUCUCUAUCUGGAACCCCUUCCCCCUAAAUGCUGAGUGUGGAGGUCAAGGCCUUGGGCUCUCCCCAAGGCCUAACGGUUAAGGGUCGGUUAAGGGGACCCACGUAGCAGUGCCAAGGGGGAUGUCAAAUGGAGAUGUCAUUGCCCCCCUCCCCUCAGAACUGGGGGUGGGAGGGAGGACAAGGUUGGCCUGAAUCGCGUGACCUUCCCAUUUAAGUGCCUUCUCUGACUGAAAGCCCCACACUAUGACAAGAACUAAAGAGAACGCCAGACCC